Molecule: messenger RNA, 1977 nt
Organism: Gadus morhua (Atlantic cod)
Lineage: Eukaryota; Metazoa; Chordata; Actinopteri; Gadiformes; Gadidae
Product: abl interactor 1
Exons: 11
Coding region: 152-1387 (411 amino acids)
Biological process (GO): neuron migration
Cellular component (GO): actin-based cell projection; lamellipodium; SCAR complex
Molecular function (GO): SH3 domain binding; signaling adaptor activity
Source: RefSeq, a predicted model, not a curated record
AGAGAGAGAGAGAGAGAGAGAGAGAGAGAGAGGGAAAGCACAGACAAAGGGGGCGACACACACAGACAGAAAAAGAGUCCUAUGAAGAAGGAAGAGACAAGUAUUACAUUUCCCUUCUCUUUUCUGUGGAUCUCGAGUCAGGUGUCCAGUCAUGAAGGAGCAGAAGUUGAAACAGGAAGUUUGCAGUAUCCAACAGGAAGCUCCAAGUGCUCGGCAGGCACUGCUCGAUAACUUCACCAACCUACUGAAGGUUGCCGAAUACUGCCAUACGAACUACCUACAGUCGGGAGUGAGCAGCAAAAAGGCAUUGGAGGAAACCAAGAGCUUCACCAGCCAAUCGCUGGCCAGUGUUGUUUAUCAAAUCAGCACAUUGGCCAAUAGCCUGCUUGGUUUGCUUGAUGCUCAGACAAAUCUGAUUGGUCACAUGGAGUCUUCCAUCAACCUAAUUGGUCAGACUGUGGAGAUGCACAGGGAGAAAGUCGCCCGGAGAGAGAUUGGCAUUUCCACGGUUAUGAAGCGAGUUCCCCGUGGAGCAGAGAUGACCCCGGCUGACCCCGCGGUACACCGUCCCACCGAGUACCACCGCCGACCCAUCGACUACUCAGUACUGGACUCUGUUGGCCACCAAUACACAAUACCAGGGAAGCAGCAUUCCGGAAUGAUCCGUAAAGCUGGCAGCUCAAUCAGGUCCUUCAAAGCUCCUGGACCAGUGAUAUGUCCACUCCCUCCGUCUCUUGGCUUUGGCAAGCCUGAGGAACCACCCACUGAGAGUGACGUCAUGAUGAGCAAAGCCCCGCCCACAAACAAUAAUGUCACAGGGAUACCCGUCUCUUUGAGAACUCCCUGGUCAAAUUAUCCAGUGGAGCUGGUGGCCCAGCCCACUUCAAAGGAGUUUCUGUCCAAUCACAGCCUUCGUCCCCUCUCCACGCCCCCCAGCCUUGAGCCUGUGGAAGAGGUGACCGUGUUACUGCCCACUCCGGCUACGCCUAAGCUUGAUGUAAUCUCUAAUUCCGCCAUCGAGGAACCCAGUCCACCAUUUCUGCCACAUCCCGACCUUAUUCAGGAUGGAGAAGUUUCUUCCACAACUCGGAGGAAUCGCAUUCGUCGACUGCCCCCCAUCUCCCGCUCUCUCUCUCUGAGGGGGAGGGCUCGCCCCCACGACACACACUUACUACCUUCCGUCCAAUCAUUGAUGAUCCCGCCCCCUCCUCCUUAUGCUCCUCCUCCUGCUCCUCUUCCUCUCUCCUCUGCUCCUCUUCCUAUCUCCUCUGCUCUUCUUCCUCUAUCUGCUCGUCUCCGCUUAAAUGCCCGCCUACAACACCUGGACCUGGAGCUUCCAGUCCCGCCCCCUCCUCCCCUGUUGGACGACAGCAUGCAGUUAAAGUGAUAUCCCUCUUGCCGCUGACAUCAAUACUCCUACAGGAUUAUGGUUGUUUAUUUAGAAUAAUAUAAAUAUGUGUGAGUUUAUAUAUAUAUAUAUAUUUUGUGUAUAUAUAUAUAUAUAUUUUGUGUAUAUAUAUAUAUAUACACACAUAGUUAAUAAUUAAGUUAAUCAUCAAUAAUAUAGGUCAUGACUGUGAUAUACAUGUAUAUGUGAGAUAGAUACUAUAUAUAUUCAAAGAAUCAAAGGUUUUUAUUUGUCACAUACUCAUACAGGAUGUGCAGUGAAAGGUUAGUAUACUCUGUAUGUUCUGUGCUUAAAAAAAUUAAUAAAAUAGAGUAAAAUACUAUAUAAGAAAUGAAAUGUAUACACAAUAAAAACUACAUAAACAGGGAGAGAUACAAAUUGUAUUGUGCAAUAUGGCCAUUGUUAAAGUGGGGAUGAGGGGAUUGUCCAGUGGUUCGGUAUCAUUUAUUGACUGUUCAGAUAUAAAAAACACACACACACACACACAAACAUACACACACAUACACACAGACGUAUAUAUGUGAAUAAAAUAUAUGCUGUUGAGUAGAUUUGGCGGUAACUCAACACGA